This is a messenger RNA of Python bivittatus (Burmese python), 3411 nucleotides long. It is a transcript of the gene IGF2BP2, whose product is annotated as insulin like growth factor 2 mRNA binding protein 2. The record is from RefSeq and is a predicted model, not a curated record. Gene Ontology annotation, molecular function: RNA binding. NCBI's taxonomy places the organism in Eukaryota, Metazoa, Chordata, Lepidosauria, Squamata, Pythonidae.
GAGGUGGGUGGGUGGUAGGAAAGCAGGAGGGGGCGGCCGCGGCGGCCUUGGCUUCCCUCCGACUCUCCCCCUCCCGAUAGGCGGACGAUGAAGAAGCUAUACAUCGGCAACCUGAGCCCGGCCGUGACUGCCGAGGAGCUCCGGCAGCUCUUCGGGGACAGGAAGUUGCCCCUCACCGGGCAGGUCCUACUCAAGUCCGGCUACGCUUUCGUGGACUACCCGGACCAGAACUGGGCCAUCCGCGCCAUCGAAACUCUCUCCGGUAAAGCAGAGUUGCAUGGCAAAGUCAUGGAAGUGGAUUAUUCAGUCCCCAAAAAACUAAGAAGCAGGAAGAUUCAAAUCCGGAAUAUUCCUCCACAUUUACAGUGGGAGGUGUUAGAUGGUCUUUUAGCUCAACAUGGGACAGUAGAGAAUGUGGAACAAGUUAACACAGAAUCAGAGACAGCAGUUGUCAACGUUACAUAUGCAACAAAAGAAGAAGCAAAAGUAGCAAUUGAGAAGCUUAGUGGUCACCAGUUUGAGAACUAUUCCUUCAAGAUUUCCUACAUCCCAGACGACGAGGUGAGCUCCCCUCAGACCCCUCAGCGAUCCCGGCGUGGGGGCCACUCUUCCAGGGAGCAGGGUCCCUCCCCUGGGGGCUCCUCGCAGCCCAAACAGCUCGAUUUCCCACUACGGAUCCUGGUCCCCACGCAAUUUGUUGGUGCGAUCAUAGGAAAGGAGGGCUUGACCAUAAAGAACCUUACUAAGCAAACCCAGUCCAAGAUAGACAUUCAUCGGAAAGAAAAUGCUGGUGCUGCAGAAAAACCAAUAACCAUUCAUGCCACCCCUGAAGGGUGUUCGGAAGCGUGUCGCAUGAUACUUGAUAUUAUGCAGAAGGAGGCUGAAGAAACAAAAUCGGCUGAAGAGAUUCCUUUGAAAAUCUUAGCACACAACAGCUUGGUUGGAAGAUUGAUUGGCAAAGAAGGAAGAAACUUGAAGAAAAUUGAGCAAGAUACGGGGACCAAGAUCACUAUUUCUCCUUUGCAGGAUUUAACAAUUUAUAACCCUGAAAGAACCAUCACCGUGAAGGGUACAAUUGAGGCCUGUACCAAUGCUGAAGUAGAGAUAAUGAACAAACUGCGGGAAGCCUAUGAGAAUGACGUGGUAGCAAUCAAUCAACAAGCCAAUCUCAUCCCUGGACUUAAUCUCAAUGCAUUGGGCAUCUUCUCAACAGGUUUAUCCAUGCUUCCCUCAGGAGCUGCAGCCCGUAGACCUGCUGUUACUGCUCCCUACAACCCUUUUGCUAGCCAAGCAGCGUACAUUUCGGGCCUUAAUGGAGCCUCGCUGACUGGCACAUAUCCCCAUCUGCACUCCUUGCCAGAGCAAGAGGUGGUGAAUUUGUUCAUCCCAACGCAGGCAGUAGGUGCCAUUAUUGGAAAAAAGGGUCAACACAUUAAGCAGCUAGCAAGAUUUGCAGGUGCUUCAAUCAAGAUUGCACCAGCUGAAAGUCCAGAUGCCAGUGAGAGGAUGGUUAUCAUUACAGGGCCUCCAGAAGCACAAUUCAAGGCCCAAGGACGGAUAUUUGGAAAACUGAAAGAAGAAAACUUUUUCAAUCCAAAAGAAGAAGUGAAGCUUGAAGCCCACAUCAAGGUGCCUUCUUCUGCAGCAGGUCGUGUGAUAGGGAAAGGUGGGAAAACGGUGAACGAACUACAGAACUUAACUAGUGCAGAAGUAAUUGUACCACGUGACCAAACUCCUGAUGAAAAUGAAGAAGUCGUCGUCAAAAUAAUUGGUCACUUCUUUGCCAGUCAGACCGCACAGCGCAAGAUCAGGGAAAUUGUCCAGCAGGUGAAACAGCAGGAACAGAAACAUCCACAAGGCACCCCAGCCUCACAACGCAGCAAAUGAGGCUCCAGGGUGCUGGCCAGCAACAACUGAUGAAUGUAGCCCUUCCAACACCUGAUAGAAUCACCGGACCAGGGAGCAAACCAAAGACUAUCUGAAGGCAUUCAAGUCUGCCCAAGAGGCUGGGCUCUACAGAGAACAUCCAGUACACAGGGAAUGGGAAGGGAUGGGCUUCAGCCAGCAGGAACUGCCUCUCUCACCCCAUAGUCUCCAUGGAGUCUCUCUAACAGUACAACGCUAUCCCUUUAGUUGGACUAACAUAGGCAGAAAUUUUGCAAAAUCUUUUCUGUACAUGUAUGUACAUACUAGGAAAGCAGUUUUUACACAGUGCAUGAGCUGCUGCACCAGAUAGCAUUAAUAUAUUUUAGAAUUAAUCUAGCUAACUAAACUAACUCCAGUCUUUAAUUUUUUUAACAAUUACAUUUCAUUUUUUAGAAAAAGCCAGCUUUUCUAGACUAAAAUGAAAAGGCUAGUCCAUUAUGGAUUACUAACAGAAAGUAGGAUGGGAACGUAGGAUAGCCAGAGCUAAAUUUAAGUGAGACUCAAAAGUGAACAAUACUUUGAAGGACUUCAGGAGGAUAUUGGUAGCAGCACACCAUCAUAGAUUGCCUGUAAGUGCCAACAGAAGGGAUACCGUCUUGUUAGCAGAGGAAUCUCUAUGCAUUUCUUUCUCCAGCUCAUGUGAUCUUCUCUUUGCUUCACAGAUCUCAAACUGGUUUUUGCAUACAGUCUCUCAUUUUGUACCAGAGAGUGCAAUCCUCCAAAUACAUGCAUUAUGGGGAUGGAUGGAUGGAUGGAUGGUGUGUGUGCGCACGCACACACACCCACACAUAUAAAGCCACAAUUUCCAUCUGCUUAUCAAAAUGCCAAGCUUUAGUUUUAUCUAGGUUUCCUGAAAGGGUGGGGGAGGGAAAAAACUUUUACCCUGCUACAGGAAAAUAGAGCACACUUGGUACUUUUUGCAUGCAGAAUGCUGCCACCAAUACUUUGGGAAAUGGAUUUUUAAAAUGGGAUUGACAAGAGGGUGUUGGCCCAGGGCAUGAAAAUUGCAACUUUUUUCAAAAAAGAAAAGAAACGAACUACCUCAGGUGUUUUCAUACCUCAGCACCUUGCUCUUGUGUGUCCCUUUUUGAGAUUUUGUAUGCCUUGUAAAACUGAGAGUUGGAGCAUUUUUUAUUUUUUUAAUAAAAAUGAGUUGGAAAUAAAUUUAGACAAAAGACAGCUGCCAGGUGGAAGAAAGCAUCAUUCUGUAUGAUGAUUAUUCUGUAUUAUUCUUCUGCUAGAUGAGAGUCAAUAACCUUCAAACAUAGUAAUAAUAAAAGGUAGAAGUGCAAGAGACACUGGAGCAGAACUCCUGAGUUUGACAGGUGAAACACACUAUUAGAGUUUUUCUGUGCUAACGGAUGUUAUACUGGUUCUGUGAACAUACCAUUGUACCAACAGACUGCAAUGCCAGUUUUCUCUACUUCAAACAGUGUUCUGUGGAAAACAAACAAAAAAAACCCAAAAUAUAUCCAGCUAACAAGA